Messenger RNA from Carcharodon carcharias (great white shark), 4214 nucleotides. Its product is annotated as pantothenate kinase 1. Gene Ontology annotation, biological process: coenzyme A biosynthetic process. Lineage: Eukaryota; Metazoa; Chordata; Chondrichthyes; Lamniformes; Lamnidae. Gene Ontology annotation, cellular component: nucleus; cytosol. The transcript is spliced from 7 exons. Gene Ontology annotation, molecular function: ATP binding; pantothenate kinase activity. The record is from RefSeq and is a predicted model, not a curated record. Bases 124 to 1395 code for a protein of 423 amino acids.
UUGAUGACGUCAGGCGGAGCCGGGAUGACCGCUUGUGACCCCGGGAGCGCGAGCGGCUGCCAGCAGCCGGAGCUGAGUCCGGAGUCCGGACACUGACCACACACACCGGACAGAAACCGGAGUAUGGACACGGAAUCUCGCAACCCGCCCCACGGGGCUCCGGCCCAGCCCUGCACCAAUGGUCUGCAGAACGGCUUCCACCCGGGGCCCAGCAGCCGCAGCCCGGAGCAGGAGCACGGAUCCCCCGCUAAGAAAUGUCGCAUCCGCAGGAGGAUGGAUUCGGGCAGGAAAAACAGACCCCCAUUCCCAUGGUUUGGAAUGGAUAUUGGUGGAACUCUCGUCAAACUUGUGUAUUUUGAGCCAAAAGACAUCACAGCUGAAGAAGAGCAGGAGGAAGUGGAGAACCUGAAGAGCAUUAGGAAAUACCUGACCUCUAACAUAGCUUAUGGAAAAACAGGGAUCCGGGAUGUGCACCUGGAGCUGAAGAACUUGAUCAUGUGUGGACGAAAAGGGAACUUACAUUUUAUCCGCUUUCCGACGCAUUCCAUGCCUAAAUUCAUCCAAAUGGGUAGAGAUAAAAAUUUCUCUAGUUUACAUACCACUAUGUGUGCCACAGGAGGUGGUGCCUACAAAUUUGAGGAUGAUUUCAGAAGGAUGGCUGAUUUACAGCUCCACAAACUGGAUGAGUUGGACUGUUUAAUCCAAGGCCUUCUUUAUAUUGAUUCUGUUGGGUACAAUGGUCAGUCUGAAUGCUACUAUUUUGAAAAUCCCACUGACCCCGAACAGUGCCAGAAAAAACCGUAUUGCUUAGAUAACCCCUACCCAAUGUUGCUGGUCAACAUAGGUUCAGGGGUCAGCAUCUUGGCUGUUAAAUCCAAAGAUAGUUUCAAAAGGGUGACUGGAACCAGUCUUGGUGGAGGAACUUUCCUCGGCCUGUGUUGCCUGCUUACUGGGUGCGAAACCUUUGAAGAAGCUUUGGAGAUGGCAGCGAAAGGAGACAGCACUAAUGUAGAUAAACUAGUUAAGGAUAUCUAUGGAGGAGACUAUGAGCGGUUUAGCCUACUAGGAUGUGCGGUAGCUUCCAGCUUUGGUCACAUGAUGAGUAAGGAGAAGCGUGAUUCCAUCAGUAAGGAAGAUUUGGCCAGAGCGACACUGGUCACUAUUACGAACAACAUUGGAUCCAUAGCUCGCAUGUGUGCACUGAAUGAGAACAUUAACAGGGUGGUGUUUGUUGGAAACUUCCUGAGAAUCAAUAUGGUCUCCAUGAAGUUACUAGCUUAUGCUAUGGAUUAUUGGUCCAAUGGGCAAUUGAAAGCCUUAUUCUUGGAACAUGAGGGUUAUUUUGGAGCAGUUGGAGCAUUGCUGGAAUUACUGAAGAUGACAGAAACGCACUGAGGUGCAGAAAAGGCCACAAGAAUCAACAGAGAUCAUUUGUAUUUUUAAAAGCUGCUGCCCAGAAAUUAGUGCCAGAAAGCAGCCCAUCUAACUAAACGGUUAACUAUUUAGUUUUCACAUCAGGUUAAGAAUAAAUUACUUACUCUGCAGCAGUUACUGUUUGUGCUGUGCUGAGACUCAUUUCUAAGGGAAGUUAAAUAACCGCCUGCUGUAUGUAGUGUAUAUAUUUUAAACAAUGUGCAAGGUGGCCAAAUCCCACUGGUUUUAUGUAUUAAUAUUUGGAAAUAAUUUCUGUAUAAAUGUGGACUGUUCUGGAUUUUCUCUCCUGGGAUGUACUGCUUUGUGAACGAUCAAACUGUAAUGAUUUAAGUAUUAUUUAUAAACAGCCUGGAAGAUUUGAAUUUUUAUGUCAUUUCAAGACCUGCCCUUAGUUUCAUUUGAAACUACAAAGCUGGAAAUUAACCUGUUAAUAGUAUACUCUUUGAUUUUGUUGCCUUUGUAAAGCUGUCCUGUGUAAGUAUUUGUAAAGGAUGACCUUUCUUUGAACACGCACAAGUAGUGACCGUGGCUGAUCUAAUAUCGAGCUUAAAAGCCUAUGCUUUCUUGAUAUGCUGAUUUUUCAGAUUGAAAGUGCUUGUCUGGUCACAAGAAGAAGCUUCUUUGUGUAAACACUGUCUUGAUGACAUAAGUGAAAGGUAUCGUUCCACAAAUGUGGAAAUUUUGGGUAAUACUUGUUCUCUUAUUUUUAAGAAAAGCCACUUCAUAAAACUACUGUAUGAUGGAAAGCCAUCAAACUGCAAAACAUUGUACUGUGACAGCUCAUUGUUUGAUAUCUCAAAAUUGUAGUUAAAAAAAAUAACUCCCUUCAUUGUACUAUGCAUUUUGAGUCAUGUACCUUUAGUCGUUACUACUAACUAUCUGAAGUGUGCAGUAUAUCUGAUCAUUGAACUUGACCACGAAAAUAGAAAAAUCUAUUGGUGAUGUAGGUACGUGUGGGUUAAGAAUUGGCUUUUUUGUGGAAGAUAUUUCACAUUCCAUUGAAAUCCCAAUGUUUUUGGCAUAUUGACUUCAGUUUUUUUGAGGACCUUUUAAAAAGAAAUGCCCUUCUUUCUAGUUUCCAUGAUGGCAGAAGCUGCUUGGCUUUGGCUGUGUAACAUUGUACUGGAUUUUGGUUGGAAUGGUCUACCCAUUCUGGUGCAUAACAGAUUUUAACGAAACUCUUCAUUUCCCAACUUGUACAUGUUGGUCUAUUUAGUUUAAUUUCAAUCCUGAGCUUCAAAUGCUAUUGCAACUAGUCAUUCUAUAUAUUUUUAACCUGUUUAACAUGUAUUUGUGUUUUUUUAAAAAAAAGAAAUGAUUAUUGUCUAUCAGCAUCUUCAAAUGUUUUUUAAUUUAUGAACAGUGUGAUAUCUAUCUAUAGCUUGGAGCCAAGAUUGUGUGCAGCUCCUUCUCUGAGACAGUUCCAUCUACUUUUGCCUCUCAAAAAAAAUUAUAGGUUCAUUCUGCAAAUUUAGCUUAGCUGACACUUUUAGCAAUCAAUUUCAUCUAAUUCUGGUGCACACCCCCAGCUCUGGUGCCCAGGAAGCACAUGCCUCAGUUCUAAUUUCACCAUUUAUGGAAACUGAUUUCAUAUAUGUUCAGUGAACUAGCUAUGUACACGACCAGCAUAAUGUUAAUCUUGUUGCAUUCAAAUGAGUAAGCACCCUGAGAAGAACUGGAAUAUGUAAGGUUAAUUGCUGAUUUGUAUAUUUUUCUUUCAUUCAUGAAAUGCUAUAGAGGCAUAAUGGCACUGAGGGAGGCCAUUCAGACUGUUGGAUCCAUGCCGGCAUAUAUUGCCCAUCCCUAGUUGUCCUUAUGAAACUGGUGACAAACCAUCUUCUUGAACCACUGCAGACUGAGUGGCAUAAGUACAACAGCACUGCUGUUAGGUAGGAAUUUUGAUGCAAUGAUUAGGAAAGAACUGUAAUAUAUUUCCGGGUCAGGGUGCAGGUGUGAGAUUUAGAGUGGAACUUGGAGAUGGUGGUGUUCCCACUUGUCAUUCUAGGUAGUAGAGGUCACAGAUUUAGAAGGUACUGUUGAAGCCUUGCCAAGUUGCUACAGUGCAGCUUGUAGGUGGUACACACUGCUGCCACUGUGCAGUGGUGGAGGGAGUGAAUGUUUAAUGUGGUGAGUGGGUUGCCAGUCAGUGGGCUGUUUUGUUUUGGGUAGUGUUGAGCUUAUUCAGUAUUGUUGGAGCUGCACUUAUCCAGACAAGCGGAGAGUAUUCCAUCACACUCUUGACUUGUGCCUUAUAGAUGGUGGAAAAGCUUUGGGGAGUCAGGAGGUAAACUAUUUGCUGUAGAAUUCACAGCCUUUGACCUAGCUACAGAGGUUGAUCCAGUUUGGCUUCUGGUCAAUGAUAACCCUCCCAGGAUGUUGACAGUGGAACAUUCAGCAGUGGUAAUUGCCAAAUUUAGAUUGCAUGUAAAGGGUGAUGGAGAGGGUUAUAUGUUGCAGAUGGUCAUUGCCUGGCACUUGUGAUGUUAUUUGCCACUUAUAAACCCAAACCUGAAUUCCCGCUGCAUGCGAGCACAGAUUGCUUCAUUGUCUUUGAAGUUGCGAAUGGAACUGAACACUGCAAUCAUCAGUGAACAUUAGCUGAAAUUAUAACACUAAUUUAAAUGUGUUUAACAGUGUGUAUUAGUGGUUUUUAGUCUGUUUUAUGUUGUUCCUAGAAGUCCAUUUUGUGUAUAAAAAUGAACUGUACAGUGUGUGUUCUAAUCCAAUUGGGAAAGCCGAUAAAAUUUACAUUUUGAAAUAAAGACUCAAGUUUUGUCUGA